Messenger RNA from Carassius carassius (crucian carp), 1001 nucleotides. RefSeq lists its product as uncharacterized. The transcript is spliced from 5 exons. Bases 103 to 915 code for a protein of 270 amino acids. NCBI's taxonomy places the organism in Eukaryota, Metazoa, Chordata, Actinopteri, Cypriniformes, Cyprinidae. The record is from RefSeq and is a predicted model, not a curated record.
UUGAGUUUCUGAGUUUUCUAAUUCUAUUUAAAUUCUUUGAAAAUGUAUUAAGGAAUAUAAGUAAUGCCCAAGAUUUUUUUUUGAUAUUUUUAAUCCUUAAAAAUGACUUAUUAUGCAUGUGAGUUUCUCUCUACAGUUUACAUACGCAUUUCAACUGGUAAUAACAGAUUAUCUUUUAUCAGAUAUGGCCUUGUGAUAUUCGGUGCCAUUGAUGGGUACUCCAGAAAGAUCAUGUACCUUGGACCUGCAACCGAUAACAAGGCAUCCACUGCCCUCGGUUUCUUCCUUCAGUCAGUGGAGAGACAUGGGUUUCCAUUGAGAGUUCGAGGAGACCAAGGAGUUGAAAAUGUAGAGAUUGCCAGAUGUAUGUUUUCUGUGCGUUGUUGUGGCAGGGGAAGCUACAUCUCAGGAAAAAGCGUGCAUAACCAGCGCAGUGAGCGCCUUUGGCGUGACAUAUGGAUGGCAGUUACAAACAUCUAUUAUGAUGUUUUGCACAGCCUUGAAGAGGAAGGAUUACUAGAGCCAACCAACAGCCUUCACCUCUUUUGCUGUCAGUUUGUGUUCCUGCCUCGUCUCCAGGCCAGCCUUGACUCCUUUACUAGUGGGUGGAAUAACCAUCCUCUCCGCACAGAGAGUAAUAGAAGCCCAGACCAGUUGUGGGAAAUUGGACUCCUGCAAAACCCUGUCCCUCCUCCAGUCCAAUCUGAGAUUGCACAAGACGACGACUCUGACUGGGACACAGACAGUAUCUCUGACCAGCCGUGGACAGGAAUUGUAGUUCCUCCAGUCGAAUGCCCCUUAACUGAAGAACUUAAGGCCCAAAUUCAAACUUUUUUUAACCCAACCUCACACUCUCAAAACUAUGGAAGAGACAAGUAUUUAGAAGUUUUGAAUUUUGUUCUGCUUCAUUCUUAAUUGACACUAAAUCAAUCAUUGAAAUGACUAGUGACCAAAUGAUCCAUUUAGAAGCAAAUUAACAUCCAAUUCAAUAAAAAACAAAC